Molecule: messenger RNA, 4412 nt
Organism: Pseudoliparis swirei
Lineage: Eukaryota; Metazoa; Chordata; Actinopteri; Perciformes; Liparidae
Gene: rps6kal
Product: ribosomal protein S6 kinase a, like
Exons: 22
Coding region: 1073-3253 (726 amino acids)
Biological process (GO): protein phosphorylation
Molecular function (GO): ribosomal protein S6 kinase activity; magnesium ion binding; ATP binding
Source: RefSeq, a predicted model, not a curated record
AGGGAACUAGAGAGAGUGAUGUUCACACAGGUAAAACGUGUUGCAGUCAUUAAAGUAAUCAAAUUACAAGACCACCUUGAAAAAUUGUUGGCUCAAAUUAUAAAAUUAAACCACGAUUAGAAAACAAUACCCCCAAACUGGCUUGUUCUCAUUGGCACCUUAAACCCAUCACAUACUUACCAACAUAUCAUUAUAUUUUGAGACUCUUUAGUAGUGGACAAAUGUAAAUCACAAUUGCGUUAUGAAUUGUAAGUUGUGACUAUGAAUGAAGACGUGCAGUGUGUAUUUGCGCCUCGUGGGUGGGAGAGAUGGAGAUGGAGGGGAAGUGGAUGAGCUUUAAAGCCUCAUAUUUGUCCACUCGGACUCGGGGUGGACCGGCUUAUGAAACGGUGGCAUGCAAACAUUCAACUGACACCCAUAAGAUCAGAGGCUUAGAUCAUACGGCCUGCCACGAGAGUUGUCUUCUUCUGCUCCCUAAUUGUACUCUGCGUCAGCCAUAACACUAAACUCCUUUGUCCAUUGCGCAAGAGAGGAGGAGGAGGAGGGAGGGGGGGGGCUAUUUCGGACGCAAGCAAAACGGUCCAUCACCCGGAUGCGUGUAUGUCACACUGCAUCCGAGUUCCCCCCCCCCCUCGCGCCACCACGUCCUCUCUCCCUCCUCUUCUGUCUCCUGAUCCGUCGCUUUGGUUUCAGCGGGGGGGGAAUCCUAAACCGAAUUGCGUCAUAAAUACGUCAAUAAACUCCCCAUUCACUGACGACCAGGUACCACGAUAGCCGCCAUAUUUGCAUCCAUGGCAGGGUAGAAAAGCGGUGCUCUCGGCGAGCGUAUGUGUGCGUAAAGUCAUCGACUAUUCCCCCCCUUCCCCUCCCCGCAGCGAGCACCGACCACCACCGCCACACACCCCGAUCCCACAUCCCGGCAGCGGUCCCGCAGGGCCACGCAGCUUCUGGAUCUGGUCAUCAAAGCGAGAGAACAGCCCCGGACGUCCGCGGAAGGGAAAGACAUGCAACGUGGAGCGGGGGUCUAGGUGGACUACGAUGCCUUAGACUCGGAGAGGACUCCUGGCACAAGAUGGAGGUAAACAGCGUCUGCAGCGAGGUCAACGGGCAUGAGAUCAUGGACGAGCCCAUGGAGGAGGGAGAGUCUUUCUCACACUGCGAUGAAGAGAGCUACGAGGAGAUUCCCAUCACCCACCACGUGAAGGAGGGCUGCGAGAAAGCCGACCCGUCUCAGUUCGAGCUGCUCAAGGUCCUCGGCCAGGGCUCCUUCGGCAAGGUGUUCCUCGUCCGGAAGAUCCUGGGCCCCGAUGCCGGUCAGUUAUAUGCAAUGAAAGUUCUAAAAAAGGCAUCUUUGAAAGUCAGGGACCGAGUUCGCACUAAGAUGGAAAGAGACAUUUUAGUGGAAGUCAACCAUCCCUUCAUCGUGAAGUUGCACUACGCCUUUCAGACAGAAGGGAAACUGUAUUUAAUCCUGGACUUUCUCAGGGGAGGGGAUGUAUUCACUCGCUUAUCCAAAGAGGUUAUGUUUACAGAGGAAGAUGUGAAAUUCUACCUUGCAGAGCUGGCCCUGGCCCUCGACCACCUGCACAGCCUGGGCAUAGUUUACAGAGAUCUCAAGCCAGAGAACAUCUUACUUGAUGAAGCUGGACACAUAAAGUUAACGGACUUUGGCUUGAGUAAAGAGUCAGUAGACGCUGAUAAGAAGGCGUAUUCCUUCUGUGGUACGGUGGAGUAUAUGGCCCCUGAGGUGGUCAACAGGAGAGGACACACGCAAAGCGCCGACUGGUGGUCUCUGGGAGUUCUCAUGUUUGAGAUGCUCACGGGGACGUUACCGUUCCAAGGGAAAGACCGCAACGAGACCAUGAACAUGAUCCUCAAAGCCAAGUUGGGAAUGCCACAGUUCCUGAGUUUGGAAGCCCAGAGUUUGCUGCGAAUGCUGUUCAAGCGUAACCCUUCUAACCGGCUCGGGGCGGGGCCCGACGGAGUGGAGGAGAUCAAACGCCACGCCUUCUUUUCCACCAUCGACUGGAAUACACUGUACAGGAGAGAGCUGCAGCCCCCGUUCAAGCCUGCGGCGGGUAAACCAGAUGACACGUUCUGCUUCGACCCAGAGUUCACCGUGAAAACGCCUAAAGACUCCCCAGGUAUCCCUCCGAGUGCGAACGCCCACCAGCUCUUCAAAGGCUUCAGCUUCGUCGCUCCCAACCCGAUGGACGACAAGAGCUCCCCGCUGCUCAGCAUCCUCCCCAUAGUUCAGAUGCACGGGGGCUCGACCAAGUUCUCUGAUCUCUACGAGCUGCAGGAGGACAUCGGCGUCGGCUCGUACUCCAUCUGUAAACGCUGUGUCCACCGAGUCUCUGGCAUGGACUACGCUGUGAAGAUUAUAGACAAAAGUAAGAGGGACCCCUCUGAGGAGAUGGAAAUCCUGAUGCGAUACGGACAGCAUCCCAACAUCAUCACGCUGAAAGACGCGUAUGACGAGGGCAGGUACGUCUACCUGGUGACGGAGCUGAUGAAGGGAGGGGAGCUGCUGGACAAGAUCCUCAGGCAGAAGUUCUUCUCGGAGCGAGAGGCCAGCGCGGUGCUCUACACCAUCACCAAGACCGUCGACUACCUCCACUGCCAAGGGGUGGUGCACCGAGACCUGAAGCCCAGCAACAUCCUGUACAUGGACGACUCGGGAAACCCCGACUCCAUCAGGAUCUGCGACUUUGGAUUCGCCAAGCAGCUUCGGGGCGGCAACGGCCUGCUUCUCACGCCGUGCUACACCGCCAACUUUGUGGCGCCAGAGGUACUAAUGCGGCAAGGUUAUGAUGCAGCCUGCGAUAUCUGGAGUCUUGGAGUUCUACUGUACACCAUGCUGGCCGGGUACACGCCGUUCGCCAACGGACCAAACGACACGCCGGAGAAGAUCCUCCUCCGGAUAGGAUCCGGAAAGUUCUCUCUGACCGGCGGCAACUGGGACACGGUGUCGGACACCUCCAAGGACCUGCUGUCCCACAUGCUCCACGUGGAUCCUCACCAGCGCUACACGGCGGAGCAGGUCCUGAAGCAUUCCUGGAUCGCCUGUCGGGAUACGCUGCCGCACUUCAAGCUCACGCGGCACGACGCGCCGCACCUCGUCAAGGGAGCGAUGGCGGCGACCUACUCGGCGCUGAGCCAGAAGACCAGUCAGCCGGUGCUGGAGCCCGUGGCGGCGUCCAGUCUGGCCCAGAGACGCAGCAUGAAGAAACUCACCUCAACUGACAUGUAGACACACACACACACACACACACACACUCUGCUCGCCCUCCCAUGUUGACCUCGCUCUCAGUUGGACUGUCACACUCAGACCCAAGUCCUGGCCAGUCAGACGCACCGUCUCCCUUUUUUUUAAUAAUCUAUUUAUUUGGCAAACCUGACAUGUGCUCUCACACACACACACACACACACACACACACCGGACGAGGUGGCGUUUGUGACGAAGUCGGCUGAAGAGGAAGAGCGGGAAACCCACAUGUCUGUUACUGCUGGGGGAGACGACGGACUUGUAUUUAUUUCCACAGCUUUCAUGAUGCACUCGCCCUCCUCGCCUUUAUUUUCGUUCUCCCUUCCUCCUCGCGUGAGGAAGGGAGAAACACACCAGCUGAUGUGCUCCUUCACUGUGAUUGGCUGAUUCAGAGCUGCUUUUGGUAAACUGUGCCCCCCCCCCCCUACUCUGCUCUUCAUCUGCACUCUGCUGUCCCCCUCCUCCUCCCCCCCCCCCCCGUGUUGUCUGUCCGUCUUAACGUGUCCUCGUCAAAGUGACGUAAUGGUGACGUGUGCUUGAGAGCCGGCAGGACGGCGUUGACCGAGGGACAAAACGCCGGACCUCUCUCCUCGGGAUCCGAGUCGUCUGCCGGCGCCAUGGUAACAUGAAUGCAUGUGUGGACGGAGCGUGUGUCUCUUUCCCUUCGGUGUCGCCGUCUCACUCCUGUUGUUACUUCGUGAUGCUCGUAUCAAAAGAGAUGGGGGGGGGAAUAAAGCUGCAAAAGUUAACGUCUACCGUAGGUGAAACGAUGUGGUAACAAGGACCGGAAUUCUAGUUUGCAAAAAAAUUAUAUGGUUAUAUAUGUAUAUAUAUUACUAUUAUAUAAAUAUAUUAUAUAUAUAUUUUAUUUAUAUAUAUAUCUAAAUAAAUAAAUGAAGAGGCGCAUGUGGGGGAGCUGUGUGGUUUCUCUGUGGGGGGGGCGGGACACACCCCGUCGAACCAGAGAGGCUGAAUUAAAAAAGAGAAAACAAAUUUUUUUUAAACUAAAUAUUCCAUGGACAUCUUCUUCAAAAAGACGUUGUGGAAAUUGUAUGAUAUUGUAUUUAUUUCAUUUGAUUUUUAAGAUUCUAUUUUUCUUUCAAGUUCUGUAUAUAUUGACAUUAAAGAUCAUUAUUGACAUGUG